AUGUCUUUCACCUCCCUCACAUCUACACAGCAGGAGCUGGAAGUUCUACAUCUGCGAAACAGACUAUUCAUACAUAAAGAUCGCAACAACGAAUACAGAACACCCAUUUCGUCAAAUUGGCGACCGACAUUUCACGUCACCGCGCCCAACGGAUGGCUGAACGACCCAUGCGGACCAGGCUACGACCCUUCGACCAAGAAAUACCACCUCGGCUUCCAAUGGAAUCCGAAAGGAAAUGACUGGGGAAAUGUAUCAUGGGGAAACGCGACUUCUUAUGAUUUGGUAUCUUGGAACCGAUCGGCCGAACCAAUGCUCUCCCCGACAACAGAGUAUGACCACUCCGGCGUGUUUACGGGCUGUCUCCGGGCAACUGAUAUCGAUGGAAGAAGUUCUGGAGCAUUAACGUGCAUAUAUACCUCGGUCAGCCAUCUGCCGAUUCAUUAUACGCUUCCAUAUGUUCGUGGAUGCGAGACCCUUAGUUUGGCUGUCUCGCAUGACAGCGGAAAGACAUGGCAGCGAUUGGAGUGUAAUCCGAUUCUUCCUAGUCCUCCGCAGAACCUUGAAGUCACCGGUUGGAGAGAUCCCUUUGUCGGCCCUUGGCGGAGAACAGAGCCGGACCAGCAGUUAUAUGGUUUCAUAUCGGGUGGUAUUGUUGGACAGACCCCCACUAUAUUUGCCUACACUGUCAACCCAAAGGAUCUGCGGGAAUGGAUGUUUAUUGGUUGUCUGGUUGAUGUCGGACUGAAUUUUCGACCUUCUCGGUGGUCAGGAGAUUUUGGUGUGAACUGGGAGGUAGCCAAUGUCUUUGACCUCGUCAGUCAGGAGGAAGAAGUUGUAUCUAGGACGUUCAUGGUAGUCGGCACAGAAGGAUGUCUCCUGGUUAAAGAUGAUGACAGAGUCAUGGCGCGCACGGCUAGAACGCAGCGACAACAAUUGUGGAUGGCAUUGAAGGCUAAACCUACAAUCAUCUGUGACGAGGAAAACAAUGAUCCCUCGACCAAUACUCAAGCACUAGCCACGUACUCAUUUGCCGGCAUCUUCGACCAUGGCUGCUACUACGCCGCAAACUCGUUCUAUGACCCAGUCACUGCUCAGCAUGUAGUCUAUGGUUGGAUCACCGAAGAAGAUCUACCAGAUGACCUCCGUCAUGGGCAAGGAUGGAGUGGAUUGAUCUCUCUUCCGCGAACGGUGCAUUUACAAGUCCUACAAAAUGUUGUCAGAGCUCGUAACUCAGAGCUCCAAAGUAUCACAUCCAUGGAAACAGAAGUUGACUCCCGAGGAACCCACACAGUCCGAACUUUGGGAAUACGGCCGGAUGAUAGACUCCGAAAGCUUCGAGACAAGGCUCGAUGGGUACACACUAUGCAGAGUCCGAGUCUUCUUUCUUCUCAAUCUUCACAAUCUGUUAUACCAUUACGGACAUCAAAAUGGGAAGUCGAGGCGGAAUUUGCUGUUCAAAAGCAAUGUACUCGCGUCGGUAUUCAGAUUUCGCAUAGCGCUGACCUGAAAUCACAAACCGUCAUUUCAUGGGACUCGUGCACUGAGACCUUCACCAUCGACCGACCGUAUCCCACAUAUCCAGGAAUUAAUCAUGGCGUCGAGAGCGCACCGCAUACAUUGUUGACGUUUCGCAACGAUCAGGGUGACGAGGUCGAAGAGCCACUUCGAAUCCACGCAAUAUUCGACACAAGUGUAUUAGAAGUCUUUGUGAACGAGCGUACGGCGAUCUCCACACGUAUAUAUCUAGAUGAGGAUCGUUGUUUCCAGCUCGCUUUCUUCGCUGGAAGGGAAUCAAAUGAUGAGAAAUGUGACUCUGGAGCCCAUGCCGUGCUAUUAAGAGCUCAGGCGUGGGAUGGUCUGGAAACAUGA
Molecule: messenger RNA, 1869 nt
Organism: Talaromyces amestolkiae
Lineage: Eukaryota; Fungi; Ascomycota; Eurotiomycetes; Eurotiales; Trichocomaceae
Exons: 2
Coding region: 1-1869 (622 amino acids)
Biological process (GO): sucrose catabolic process
Molecular function (GO): sucrose alpha-glucosidase activity
Source: RefSeq, a predicted model, not a curated record